AUGCAGGGGACAUGGCUAGUGCUGCUGGCCCUGGUGCUGGCUUUUUGUGGAGAGCUCGGUGAGAGGCGAGGAUGGGCUCUGCAAUGCACCUAUCAGGAGCCCACAGGGGUGUCCAGCUGUGUCAUCAUUGCCACCUGCAAUGCCAAUGAAACCAUGCUCAAGACCACACUCUACUCCCUGCAGAUAGUGUACCCCUCCCUGGGGGAUGCAAAGGUGACUAAGUCUUGCACCAACAACAGCAAGUGUGUGCCCUCCGAUGUGGAUGGCACUGGCCUAACUUGGCCUGUGUCAUGCUGUAACACUGAGCUGUGCAAUGUGGACGGGACGCCUGCCCUGGGUAGCCUCUGUGCUCUGGCCCCCACCCCCCUCCCAGCCCUGAAUGCCCUUGAAGAAGCUUGCCCACCUGCAUCAGGCAUCCUGAGUCUCCUCUCUGGGGCGGGGAGGGUCUCCACCUGCAUCUCUGAAAGUCCUCCUAGGCCCCACUUUGAGUAUUCAGGGAAACCCAAGCUCCAGCGUGGAGGGGACAGUCACUUCACCUUGGACUUAGGCUAA
Miniopterus natalensis is the source of this 552-nucleotide messenger RNA. NCBI's taxonomy places the organism in Eukaryota, Metazoa, Chordata, Mammalia, Chiroptera, Miniopteridae. The record is from RefSeq and is a predicted model, not a curated record.